Zingiber officinale is the source of this 1035-nucleotide messenger RNA. RefSeq names its product transcription factor BEE 2-like. Gene Ontology annotation, biological process: regulation of DNA-templated transcription. The coding region runs from base 116 to 712 and encodes 198 amino acids. Gene Ontology annotation, cellular component: nucleus. The record is from RefSeq and is a predicted model, not a curated record. Gene Ontology annotation, molecular function: DNA-binding transcription factor activity; protein dimerization activity. The transcript is spliced from 4 exons. Lineage: Eukaryota; Viridiplantae; Streptophyta; Magnoliopsida; Zingiberales; Zingiberaceae.
CUAUAUAUUGUAGUUAAACUCUCUCAUCCUGUACGGGCAAUUUCAAGUUUGAAGAGCUCCAGAAUUCCUGCGUUGAGGGUUGAAGAUACCCACAAAUAUAAGAAAUAAUUAGGCCAUGCAGUGCCUCCAGAUUCCUCCUUCCUCUGGCACUGAGAGUAGCAAGAAGAAGAGAAAGAAACAAGAAAGAGAAGGAGAAGCCGUGACUGAAAAGAAAGACAAGAGGGACUACAUCCGUGUACGAGCUCGCCGUGGCCAAGCCACUGACAGUCAUAGCUUAGCUGAAAGAGCUAGGAGGGAGAAGAUUGACGAGAGGAUGAAGUGUUUGCAAGGCUUGGUGCCCGGUUGCAACGAGAUCAUGGGAAAAGCCAGAGUGCUCGAUGAGAUCAUAAACUAUGUGCAGUCUCUCCAAAGCCAAAUCGAGUUUCUGUCUCUGAAGCUGGCUGCUGCAAAUCCUGGAAUGCACUGCAUUAGCAGUGAAGUGCUAGAGUUAAAUUCAUCCUGCUACUCCAGAAACAUUGAAGGAAUUAGCCUGCCAGCCAUUAACGAUCAGUUGGAGCUCUUACAACCUGCUAGUGAUUUCUCUGGUCUGCACAUGUCCAUGAAUCCACAGAUAACUUGGCUCCGAAACACCAUCAGCACGGUGCCUAACCAGUUGCACUCCUGCUUCAAUGUAAUUGCCUCUACACCAUCAAUUAAAGACAUAAAUAUGUAAAUGGAGCACUUUCCUAAGAGCUUAAGAUUUUUGUUUCAUAUGCUGAUAUGAAACUUCAUCUUCAAUUUUCACUGUAAUCCUUUUGUUAGAUAUGAAAAACCUCAGGUUCUUGGGUCUUCUGCUUGGGAUGAGACCUGUAUGAACGGCUUCCCUGGCCUGGAAUCCGACCGAGGGAAGGACUCAGAAUUAGAGAAGGGGAAAACUGAAAAAUUGAAAGUAUUUUCAAAUUUGCAAUAUCUGCACACUUGUAGCAUCAACUGAAAGUCCUUUUGUAUCAAGAAAAUAUUCUAUGCAAAAGCUGCAUGAAAUGUUUCUUCUCUCUU